Messenger RNA from Baudoinia panamericana UAMH 10762, 591 nucleotides. RefSeq lists its product as uncharacterized. Gene Ontology annotation, cellular component: transcription factor TFIID complex; SAGA complex. Gene Ontology annotation, molecular function: RNA polymerase II general transcription initiation factor activity; protein heterodimerization activity; transcription coactivator activity. Lineage: Eukaryota; Fungi; Ascomycota; Dothideomycetes; Mycosphaerellales; Teratosphaeriaceae. The transcript has a single exon. The record is from RefSeq and is a predicted model, not a curated record. The annotation marks the transcript as partial. Gene Ontology annotation, biological process: RNA polymerase II preinitiation complex assembly; DNA-templated transcription initiation.
UCUACACCACCCCCCUCAGACACCGCCGCCGCAGCAGCAUUAGCCCCAACUAACACUAAUACUUCCAUCCCACCGCAACAACAAGCGCCCCAACCCCAACAACCAGCCGCAGUACUAGACCCUGAAACUCCCCGCCUUUCCACCACGGACGACGGCAGCGCCAAACGCCCCCGUGACGCCCGCACCAUCCACCUCGUCCUCUCCAGUCUAGGCAUAACCUCGUACCAAGAACGCGUACCAUUGCAACUCCUCGAUUUCGCGUACAGGUAUACUUCCGGCUUACUAUCUGACAGUCUCCGUCUCGCAUCAGAAGGGUACUCUGGACGCGCUGGCGGUGGUGGGAAUGCUAAUGCGAAUGCUGGGAGUGGGAGUGGGAACGUGAACCUGCAAAGUCUGCGCCAAGCAAUCGCGAGUCGACAGGGUCAUACUUUCCGCGGACACUUACCUAAGGAGUUCAUGGCUGAGUUGGCGGCGGAGAGGAAUCGAGUUGCGCUGCCGAGGGUGGAGAGGGGGUUGGCCUUGCAGUUGCCGGAGGAGAAGUAUUGUCUUACUGGGGUUGGGUGGGAUUUGAGAGGGGAGUGGGAGAGUGAG